CAGGUAUUUUCAAUUUCCUCCCCCAAAAUUUAUCCCCAAUUCGCCAAUUCCUCGAUCAUCUUUCAUGUCAAUGGCAAGAUCAAGAACUCCCCUUAUCCGCUCCUUAUCCUCUUCUACCAUGAAAGGUACUAUCCCUAGCCCUAACCCCAAAACCCCACAUCAUCACAAAUUCUCAUCCGAUACAGCUCCACAUUUGAAUCAAGGACCGAGCUUUAGAUCGAAAAUCGACGAAAUUUGCAGGAUUUUAGAAACCACGCCCUCGGGCGGGGACUUAGAAAACGCCCUUUCCUCGAUCCACGAAAAAAGUUCACCUGAAAUCACUGUAGGAGUUUUGAAAAGGGCUAAAGAUUUGAACUUGGCGAUGAAUUACUUCAGAUGGGUCGAAAGGUUCAGUAACGAGCCGCAUUGUUUGGUAUCUUAUAAUACGAUGCUCUCGGUGAUUGCGAGGACCAAAAAGUUUGAUGCUUUGGAGAAUGUUUUGCAUGAAAUGGGUCUACUUGGUUUCGGGCCGUCGAAUAAUGCUUGUUUAGAGAUGGUUGAGAGUUUAGUGAAGAUUGGGAAGCUGAAAGAAGCUGUUAAUGUGAUUGAAUUGAUGAGGAAAUUUAAGUUUCGUCCAGCUUUUUCAGCUUAUACUACUCUCAUUGGCGCAUUUGCUGAUACCCGUGAACCCGAUUUAGCCCUCAAAUUAUUUCAGCAGAUGCAGGAAUUAGGGUAUGAAGUUAAUUUGCAGUUAUUUACGACUUUGGUUAGAGUGUUUGCGAAAGAGGGUAAGCUAGAUUCAGCACUUUCGUUAUUGGAAGAGUUGAAAAGUAAUUCAUUUGUUGCUGACAUAGUUCUCUACAAUGUUUGUAUCGAUUGUUUUGGAAAAGUGGGGAAGGUUGAUAUGGCUUGGAAAUUCUUUCAUGAGAUGAAAGCUCAGGGAAUCAGCCCGGAUGAUGUUACUUAUACUAGCAUGAUUGGGGUUCUUUGUAAAGCUAAUAGGUUGAGUGCGGCUGAGGAAUUAUUCGAGCAAAUGGAGCAAGGGAGAAGAGUCCCUUGUGCUUAUUCUUAUAAUACAAUGAUUAUGGGCUAUGGCGCAGCUGGAAGGUUUGAUCAAGCUUACAGAUUACUGGAGAAGUUUAGAGAAAAGGGAUGCAUUCCGAGUGUUGUUGCAUAUAAUUCUCUGCUCACUUGCCUUGGGAAAAAGAGGAGAGUGGAUGAAGCUCUUAAGGUUUUCGAGGAGAUGAAAAAGGAUGCUGAACCUAAUGCAUCAACCUUUAACAUUAUUAUCGAUAUGCUUUGUAUGGCAGGGAGAUUAGAAGAUGCUUACAGGAUUAGAGAUAUUAUGCAAGAUGCUGGCUUAUUUCCUAACCAGAUCACUGUUAACAUAAUGGUUGAUAGGUUGUGUAAAGCUCAGAAGCUUGAUGCAGCGCGAAAAGUAUUUGAGGGCAUGAGUGAAAAAGGCUGUGCUCCAGAUCCUGUUGCAUAUUGUUCUCUUAUUGAUGGAUUGGGGAGAAAAGGUAGAGUUGAUGAGGCUUAUAGUUUGUAUGAGGAAAUGUUGGAUGCUGGCCAUAAUCCUAAUGUUGUUGUCUAUACAUCUUUGAUCAGAAAUUUUUUCAAGAUUGGAAGGAAGGAAGAUGGGCAUAAGAUCUUCAAAGAAAUGAAGCGCAGAGGUUGUCGUCCUGAUCUAACUCUUCUGAACACUUAUAUGGAUUGUGUGUUUAAGGCUGGUGAAACAGAAAAGGGAAGGAGUUUAUUUGAGGAUAUAAAAUCUCAAGGUUUCUCCCCUGAUGUACGAAGUUAUUCUAUACUUAUUCAUGGCCUCACAAAAGCUGGUAAGGCUCGAGAGACGUAUAAAUUGUUUUAUGCUAUGAAGGAACAAGGCCUCACACUUGAUACUAUGGCCUAUAACACUGUCAUUGAUGGAUUUUGCAAGUCGGGUCAAGUGGACAAAGCUUACCAGCUUCUCGAGGAGAUGAAAUCAAAAGGGUUUCCUCCCUCUGUGGUUACUUAUGGAUCUGUUGUUGAUGGGCUUGCAAAAAUUGACAGGCUUGAUGAGGCUUAUAUGCUUUUUGAAGAAGCGAAAUCAAAGGGAAUUGAAGUAAAUGUAGUUUUGUAUAGUAGUCUUAUUGAUGGGUUCGGUAAAGUUGGGAGAAUCGAUGAAGCUUAUUUAAUAAUGGAAGAAAUGAUGCAGAAGGGUCUGACACCAAAUGUGUACACAUGGAAUUGCCUAAUUGAUGCUUUAGUGAAGGGAGAUGAAAUUGAUGAAGCUCUUGCUUGCUUUCAGUCGAUGAAAGAUAUGAAAUGUGCUCCAAACACCUUUACUUAUAGCAUUCUCAUUAAUGGCCUUUGUCGAGCUGAGAAAUACAACAAAGCUUUCGUCUUUUGGCAAGAAAUGCAGAAACUAGGUUUAGUUCCAAGUGUGGUCACAUACACUACUAUGAUCUCAGGCCUUGCAAAGAUUGGGAAUAUUACUGAAGCUAAUAGCCUCUUUGAGAAGUUUAAGGCUAAUGGAGGUGUACCUGACUCAGUUAGUUUCAAUGCCCUUAUAGAAGGAAUGAGUAGUGCAAAUAGGGCAAUGGAUGCUUAUAGGGUUUUCGAGGAGACUCGACUUAGGGGAUGUAAGAUUAAUGCAAAGACUUGUAUUGUUCUUUUGGAUGCAUUGCAUAAGGCAGAGUGCCUUGAGCAAGCAGCAAUUGUUGGAGCUGUGUUGAGGGAGAUGGCAAAGUCACAGCAUGCUGCUAGAUCCUUGUAAACUUUGGAGAAUGAAGGGAUUGAACUCUACUCCCUUUUUUAUGCUGGAGAGAGGAUUGGCUCGUCUUUUGAGGAAUGUACAAUAAUAUAUUAUUCAAUCAACUUUAGAUUUGAAUCCAGAUUUAGCUGCUGCAGCUGAUUCCAACAACUCAAAGUUUCAUCAUUAAGAUGUAUUAGUGGGCAUUUUAUAAACAAGUACAGUCGGUCUGCUAGAUUUAAAGCAUCAAAGAUUGUAUGGGAAAAUCUAGCUUGUGCAUCGCCUCGGUGCCAAUGUUGUGAAAGAAGAGAUUUUUGGAAAGGAUGAUAUAAAGGCUGGUUGAAGAUCGAUAAUUAUUUGAUAGGUGCAAAUGAUCACCAUUUAACUAGAGGUGCUCCUUCAUGCCGAUUACAGAAGAGGAGGCUAUUCAGUUGACCCCAGAGGGAUAAUUGAUUUUCGUAAUAACUUGUGUGCUCUCUGCAUGCAAAUAAUGAAUAGAUGUGUACAGGUACGCAUGCUUUAUCAAAAGAAAUCUACUUGUUUGGAAUUUAUGUUUGGAACUAGUGAAUGAUUCUACAUUCUGG
This is a messenger RNA of Asparagus officinalis (garden asparagus), 3294 nucleotides long. RefSeq names its product pentatricopeptide repeat-containing protein At3g06920-like. The coding region runs from base 65 to 2734 and encodes 889 amino acids. Gene Ontology annotation, molecular function: protein binding. NCBI's taxonomy places the organism in Eukaryota, Viridiplantae, Streptophyta, Magnoliopsida, Asparagales, Asparagaceae. The transcript is spliced from 3 exons. The record is from RefSeq and is a predicted model, not a curated record.